Bacidia gigantensis is the source of this 1473-nucleotide messenger RNA. RefSeq lists its product as uncharacterized. Gene Ontology annotation, biological process: intracellular glucose homeostasis; glycolytic process; glucose 6-phosphate metabolic process. The transcript has a single exon. NCBI's taxonomy places the organism in Eukaryota, Fungi, Ascomycota, Lecanoromycetes, Lecanorales, Ramalinaceae. The record is from RefSeq and is a predicted model, not a curated record. Gene Ontology annotation, molecular function: fructokinase activity; ATP binding; mannokinase activity. Gene Ontology annotation, cellular component: cytosol; mitochondrion. Bases 1 to 1473 code for a protein of 490 amino acids.
AUGCCUCCGUUAGGCCCAAGAAGGCAGCCCUCCCGGAGGGGGUCAAUGGCCGACGUGCCGGAUGACCUCCUCGAUCAGAUCAAGGAGCUCGAGAAAAUAUUCUCCCUCGAAAAAGACAAGUUGAUCCAGGUCACGGAUCACUUCGUCAAAGAGCUGGACAAAGGCUUGAGUGUGGAGGGAGGCAGUAUCCCCAUGAAUCCAACAUGGGUAAUGGGCUUCCCAGAUGGCAAUGAAACAGGCACCUUCCUCGCCCUCGACAUGGGUGGGACCAACCUCCGUGUCUGCGAGGUCAUCCUCCUAGAAGAGAAGGGCGAAUACGACAUCAUCCAAUCCAAAUACCGGAUGCCCUCAGAGCUGCGAACAGGCGAAAGCGACGAACUUUGGGAAUACAUCGCCGACUGCAUCCAACAAUUCAUCGAGUACCAUCACGAAGUCGAGAACCUCGCCGAGCUUGACACCAUCCCUAUCGGCUUCACAUUCUCCUUCCCUGCAACGCAAGAGUAUAUCGAUCACGGCGUCCUCCAACGGUGGACCAAAGGCUUCGACAUCAAGGGCGUUGAAGGCCAAGACGUCGUCCCCCUCUUCGAAGCCGCCCUCGCCAAACGAAAACUCCCCGUCAAACUCUCCGCCCUCAUAAACGACACGACCGGCACCCUGAUCGCCUCCGCCUACACCGACAGCUCCAUGAAAAUCGGCUGCAUCUUCGGCACCGGCUGCAACGCUGCCUACAUGGAAAAUUGCGGUUCCGUCCCUAAGAUUACGGACUACAACCUCCCCCCGGACAUGCCCAUAGCCAUCAACUGCGAAUACGGCGCCUUCGACAACGAGAACGUCGUCCUCCCUCGCACCAAGUACGAUGUGAUCAUCGACAACGACUCCCCGCGACCAGGCCAGCAAGCCUUCGAGAAAAUGAUCGCAGGCCUAUACCUUGGUGAGAUCUUCCGCCUCGUCCUCGUCGACAUCCACGACAACAAAAAUUGCAACUUCUUCUCCGGCCAGGACAUCAGCAAGCUCCGCGACGCCUACACCCUCGACGCCUCAUUCCUCUCGGACAUCGAGAACGAUCCUUUCGAGAAUCUGCAGGAGACAGGAGACAUAUUCAAGCAAGAACUAGGCAUCACUGCCCAAAAACCCGAAUUGGAAUUGAUACGCCGCCUAGCUGAACUGAUCGGCACCAGAGCGGCCCGACUGUCUGCGUGCGGGCCAGCGGCCAUUUGCAAGAAAAAGAACAUCACUACCUGCCACGUCGGCGCGGAUGGAAGCGUGUUCAACAAAUAUCCGCAUUUCAAGGCCCGGGGCGCAGUGGCGCUAAGGGAGAUCUUAGGCUGGGAGAAGGGGCAGAAAGAUAUGGUGAAUAUUGUCAGUGCAGAGGACGGCAGUGGUGUUGGUGCUGCACUCAUCGCGGCUUUGACGAUAAAGAGAGUCAAGGAGGGGAAUCUUGCGGGGAUCAAGAACGCGGAACGGCAGGCUUGA